Penicillium chermesinum is the source of this 1590-nucleotide messenger RNA. RefSeq names its product putative carboxylesterase. The transcript has 3 exons. The coding region runs from base 1 to 1590 and encodes 529 amino acids. NCBI's taxonomy places the organism in Eukaryota, Fungi, Ascomycota, Eurotiomycetes, Eurotiales, Aspergillaceae. Gene Ontology annotation, molecular function: carboxylic ester hydrolase activity. The record is from RefSeq and is a predicted model, not a curated record.
AUGCAUGAUCGUCAGCACUGGAAGGUUGCUGCUCCGUGCACAUUCAUGUUCUUGCUCCUGCUUAUCGGCCUCGCGAUUGGCUUGAUACCAGGGCAAGCGCCCUUACCCCGAUCGGAGAUCGUUGAUCUGACGUAUGCCCAGUACCAAGGGGUAUCGCUCUACAAUGGCGUCGAUCAGUUUCUCGGCAUGAGAUAUGCACGUCCUCCGGUUAAAGGGCUGCGAUGGAGGGCGCCUCAAGAUCCGGAACAAAGCGACGAUGUGCAAGAUGCAAUCUCGUUUGGUCCGCUGUGCCCCGGUGUUUCACAGGCGCUGAGUGACACAGUGGCGGAGGACUGUCUGUUUGUGAAUGUUUGGCGACCGAAGAACGCCUCGGUCGAUUCGAACUUCCCCGUCUGGGUGUUCAUCCAAGGGGGCGGAUACGCGACUCUCGCCAACGCGAACUUCAACGGGAGUGACGUGGUGCAUCAGUCUGGCAAUGGCCUGGUGAAUGGCGACCUCAAUGCCGGCCUGCUGGAUCAAAGGAAGCUGUUCAACUGGGUGCAGCAACACAUUCGAUCCUUCGGUGGGAAUCCAGAUCGUGUCGUCAUUCAUGGAGACUCCGCAGGGGCCGGCGCUGUUGCUCAUCAUCUGGCCGCCUAUGGAGGCAUGGACAUGAACCUCUUUGUCGGUGCAGUGGCGGAGUCGAGUUUCUGGCCGACCACGAGGACAGUGUCGGGGAUGGAGCUCCAGUUCCGAAGAUUUAGCGACAAGGUUGGCUGCGGCCAUGCGCAUGACAGGCUCUCAUGUCUUCGAGGGGUGGAUAUGAAAACCAUCCAGAAGAACCAUGUCAAUGCGCCGUUUCCCGGGGGCAGCGGCAGCCCGGUCCCCUUGUGGUAUUUUCUCCCUGUUGUAGAUGGCGACCUGAUACCCGACCGUCUCUAUCGGUCUUUCAAAAAGGGCGAGUUCAUCCAUGUCCCUAUCAUGGUCACAGAUGAUAGCAACGAAGGGACGGGCUUUGCAUAUGACGCCACCAGCUCCGAGGAUGUUUCGCGGUUCCUUCGAAAUAAUUACCCGGGGCUGGGCGAUGACCAACUAGAGCAGAUCGAGGUCGCGUAUCCCUCGCUGCAGAAUCUCCCAGGUCACGGGGCUUAUUUCCCACUGGCGGCAGCGGCUUAUGGGGAAUCCACAUUUACCUGCCCUGGGAACUAUAUAGCGGCAAGCGUUUCCAAGUUCUUCUCAUCCGACCACGUGUGGAACUAUCGAUGCAACAUCCGCGAUCCGACCGAGAUCUCAGAAGGAAUGGGGGUGCCUCAUGUAUUUGAGCUUCCGGCUAUCUUCGGGCUGAAUGCCACAAACCAAGCCGCAGACUCUCUAGCUACCACCAACGCUGCGAUCGUCCCCGUCGUCAUGAGCUAUUAUAUCAGCUUUGUCAAAUCGCUGAACCCCAACAAGUUUCGAUACGAGACCGCGCCUGUUUGGAACAGCUGGGGAAAUGGAACUGGCCACCGAUUACGCGUUCAGACGAACGCAACGGCAAUGGAGGUAAUUCCGUGGGCGCAAGCUCAACGAUGCUCCAUGUGGCGAGCUCUGGCGGCCCACAUGGAGCAGUAA